Rodentolepis nana is the source of this 471-nucleotide messenger RNA. NCBI's taxonomy places the organism in Eukaryota, Metazoa, Platyhelminthes, Cestoda, Cyclophyllidea, Hymenolepididae. The record is from the annotation of a GenBank genome assembly.
AUGUCUGUUGUCGAUCACUUCCAUCUUAUGAAUUUAGACCAACGCUUGUUGUCGGCUAUAUCUGAUUUAAAAUGGGGCCGACCAACAGAUAUACAGCAAGCAGUUAUUCCAUUCGCUCUAGAGAAGAAAAGUAUGUGCGUUCAAGCACGCACUGGUUCUGGCAAAACGGGAGCUUUUUCCAUCCCUCUUAUCCAAUCUAUUCUUGAAAACAAGAUGUUCCAAACUGAGCAGAAGACGUCAGCCUUGAUAUUGGCGCCAACUAAAGAGCUGUGUAACCAAAUAACCAAGGAUAUUAAAAUGCUUUGUAAAUAUGCCUCCAGAAACAUUAACAUUCUUGAUCUCUCUCGGACGGAUGAUGUUGAUGCUUUAAGACCUCUCUUGGCAGAACAUCCAGAUAUUAUAGUGGGAACGCCUUCUAGGGUUUUGGACCAGUUGCGCCUGAAACGUCUUAAUCUUGAUUCUCUUGCACAC